ACGCGAUUAUGUUGCAUGGGGUGUUGAUAUGUGAAACAUACGGGUGUUUGGGGGUGCUGCAUGACGGAUCUUCGGGCAGCCGGCUUUCCAGGGCAUUCCCCGGACUAUGGCCAGACAAGAAGUAUGAGGCCCAAAUGACGAUGCAGCCUGCAGUGGUCGAUUGACGCAUUGCCAGCCGACCUCGGGGACCUGCGUGCAAUGAUGUUGAAGAUGCAUGAAGAGGGUGGUCUGGCCGUGGGUGGACGUCACGGCGGAUGAUCUGAUGAUCCAAGGGGUGACCGGGAUUGACGAUGAUGAAAGACUAAGGUCCGUUCCACCCUGGCGACCAUCGUGCCACCAUCCGCCACGCCCUCACCCGGAGAAAGCAGCAGCAGGACGUCGCCCACAAGACCAAGAGGGAGGCCGCCCUGCCGCACAUCGACCGCCGGCGCCAUCGCGUCCUCUCCCGCAGCGCCGAGUACAAGACGUCCGGCUGGCUGACCACCCUCCCGUCGACAGACAACAACACUGGUCUUGAUGCUGCGGAGUUUCGAGAUGCCCUCAACAUGCGUUACGGCCGUCACCCCCCCGGCCUCGCUGCACGCUGCGACCACUGCAACCAGCCCCUCACCGUCGACCAUGCGCUGUGCUGCAAGCGGUACGGCCUGGUGAUUCGUCGCCACGACGAGCUGCGGGACACUUUUGCCGAGCUGAUUGGGAUGGCGUGGGGGGACGCUGGUGUGCGUCGGGAGGUGGUGUUGAAGGAGGGAGAGGAGGGGGAGGGUGGGGUCAGGGCGGACAUCGUCGCUCGGGGCGUGUGGGAGCGGCAGGCGGCUGCGUCGUUUGACAUCUGUAUUACGGAUCCUGACGCAACGUCUUACGCUUCCAAGAACCGAUCGACCAAGUCCAUCCUGAAGCAGCACGAGACCGCCAAGAAGAAGAAAUACCGCUCGGCCGUCUGCGACUCCCGCGUGACCUUCUGCCCUCUGGUGGUGACGUGUGACGGUGUGUGGGGACACGAUGCCAACGUGUUCAUCGCCCACAUGGCUCAUGCGCUGUUGGAGAAGGAGGGGUGGAAGGGUCGGGGGUUCAGUCAUGUGUCUGGAUGGAUUCGCUCUCGCUUGUCUAUCGCCCUCGCGCGUGCGACUAGCUUCUGUCUGCGUGGGGGAGGGAGGGGAGGGUUUGCGGGACUGGGGUGUGCUGAUGGGGCGGGGAUUGAUCCCUCCUCCCCUUGAGCCUGUUUGACUCUGCGUGCUGAUGGGACUGUAUUUGUAUGAGUAUCACGGACAGACAGACGAGUGUUACGGUUAAUGACAGUUUCCCCCCUGAUGAAAGACUAAUGAGGCAGAGAGGGAGGCUCCCUGACGAUACUAUCCUCGUCAUCCUGCGCAGACGUAUUAAUGCAUGUGAAUCUGUCACCCACACUACACAACCACACGUCUGUGUUUGUUGAGUUGUGUCUUGUCUUUCAGCGGCCAGUCGGAGCACAGAUCCAGAAUAGGGUCAGCCGCAGACAGACAUGAAAUUGAUUAAUGAUCGCAAUGGCUUCACUCCCUCACAGUCCCUCACAGUCCCUCACAGUCUGUCUUUCCUCUUGUUGUCUUGUGUCUGUCAGAUACAGAACCGAUUUGCGCAGAUGCAGAUGCAGAAAAGGAGAAGGAGAAGGAAGAGUGAAGUUUCGGUGCAGGAAGAUUCUGCUCGGCAAGCAUAGGGUGUCUGUCAGCAGAAUGUGUGAUCGAGGGGAAUUGUUGUACCGCGUUGAUGGAUGUGCAUAUUUUUUGCAAGGGAUGCACGGACUCACCUAUGUGAUUUUCAGACGUGUUCGUUCGACAGAUGGCAUGAGAGAGGCUCGUCCCCACACGCACAUGUGCACA
This is a messenger RNA of Vitrella brassicaformis, 1853 nucleotides long. Lineage: Eukaryota; Vitrellaceae. The record is from the annotation of a GenBank genome assembly.